CGCGUGCGUGCUUGCAGGGACCGAGCGAAAAAGCGUGCUUGCUACCGCUUCUCUGCGUAGUCCUAGCACGUUUCGAACCGUUGCCGUCGACCUGCAGGCUCCACGCCGUAGCCAAAAGGGUGCGUGAUCUGCGUGAGUGGUCGAACUUUGACCCUCCGGGCCUAAACAGCGCGUUCGCCGGGUUGGAUCGGCGGCGGAGGGCAUGCCAGCGGACGAAGGGGACAGCGGGAUCGAAGCCAUGAGUUUGCCGGAGAGUCGCGAAACGUCGCCCAAAGUGUCCAAGCGAGACCUCGACGUCGCUGUGCCGACCACGAGCAGUGCGACGGAACCCUCAGCCAGCGCAGGUGAAGAAGACGACUUCGAUCUGGACGAGACGCUGUACGAGCGGUUGUGGGGCCUGACGGAGAUGUUUCCCCCGAAGCUGCGCCAGGGGGUGUACGACGUGGCCCACUUCUCGUGGGGUUCGGCCAAGGGCCUGUACAGCUUCGGCCGCUCGGCCUUCUGGAUCAUCUUCUCCUCGUCGGCGAUCCUCUUUGCCCCCGUCAUCUUCGAGCUGGAGCGGCUGCAGGUGGAGGAGAUGAGUCGGCAACAGCAGCGCCAGAUUCUACUGGGUCCAAGUGCAGCUGUGUCUGGCGGUGCACCACCUGGUAUGAUGCCUCCGAUCGGUCCCGGACCACAGCAACGGAGGUAAAGUCCCAUUUGUAGAAGAACUGACAGCAGCAACGGUGGAAGACAAGUGGCUCUUCGUGGAGCGUGCAAAGUCGAAGAUGUGCUUUCCAAUGAACUGGCCUUCACACAUUUGCUACGCACCGCCGCAGUCAUCUACCACGUCUGAAAAGCAGCACUGUCACUUCCCUUCCCCCAUUUUUUUUUUAUAGACAGCGUGGCUGUGCUUUCCAAUUUUUUUUUUUGUAUUUUUGCGUAGUUCAUCGUGCAGUGGCUCCAGGGUGCAAGUGCCACUGUACUGUUUCAGGUGUAAAUACAUCCCCUAGCCUAUUUGACACUGUCAUUGAACGGAUUGUUCUGGUACGGUUCACUGUUGAGGCAUAUCCGGCUGCCUGAUAGUUGUCGACGUGACAGUUUGGGGUGGUUGAAUAAAGGAAGCUAUUUGACGAAAAAUGCAAGUGUUUUCACUCCACGAGUUCACAGUGUUGAUAGCACUCGAGCGCUCCCAGAAAACUAAUUUGAAAAGAACGUCACAUGAAGCUACAUAAUCCGUCGGAACAAUGAGUAGUAGUAAUCUAUUACGGCACAGGCUGUUUCACUUGAGCAAACAUUCUAUUAGUGAUGAUAACGCACGGAUGUUCGCUUGUAUUUAACUGGAACAGAGCAGAAGGCUGUAAUGUGUAUCUUUAAUGCAGACUGUUUCCCAACUGCAAGUUUUUGAUGUCUGUGCAUGAAAAUAUUCUAUUGGAUCUCGCAUGCUUUGGGUAUCGAUUUAAACAAAGGUUUCUUUAAUGUUUCCUGAAAAUACACUGCCCUUUAACAACCUGUACCCUCAUGUUCCAAGUAAUUUUUUCUCAGUGCAUUGUUGCUGCUACUUUGUUAUUUUUGGGCAACGUGCUGUGUUCAUCACUGACACUUCACUGGGCACCACUUUUUUAAUACAAGACAGCACGCACUUGCACUAAAACCACAGUUAGCUGUAUGUUUGUGCUGUGCUUCACGUCUGCUGCGCAAUCGAAUGCUUCAACUACAUUUUGUCCUUGUUGGAGCUUGCAUCUUUUUUCUUAGGGUCUAAUGGCCCCAGGCUGCUUUGGUUUGCUGCACCAUAUUCAAGUCCAACCCAUUUUGCAAGACAGCACCCAGCGCUUUCAAAGGGAGUAGGAUGGCAAAGUUAAAUUUAGGAAAGACUGCAAUUGCAGUGUGUAUACUACAUAGGCUUGUUUUCGCAUGGUCAUAGGUAAUGGUUGGUGCCGUUAGUUGGCACUGGCUUUUGAAGGCAGUGGCACAAGCUUGGUCUACAUGCUCGUUUGCGACAUAACUUGGAACUGGUGUAGCUAUGGAAGCAUGAAACACACGGAGACUUGCACUAACGUCUGUCAUUGAGAUGUUAGUACAAAUUUUGAAUGCAGCUCUGUUGGGAUGUGCAGUAUUGGCACAGGUUCUCCUUUUUGUAAAAAAUAGUUGCGCAGACAGUUUAAGCAACUGUUUCCUGUGGAUAUUACAGUAGAUGAAACUAAUGUUGACUGUAUUCAGUAUGGCUGCAACUGCCGUAUUGCAUGGUUCAAGGGGUAGCUUUGCCCAAGCACAUGUCUUCUUGUCCUUGCAAAGGCCACCCUGGACAGAGCUGUGCCAUGAACACUGAAGACAGCACAGUUGGACCAUGUUGUGCAUUCUUGAGACAAGCAUGCAGAACAUAAUAGUGCCUGGGAAGAAGACAUGGAUAGAAACAAAAAGGAGGGACGUAAGAGCGCUUCAUUUUCAACUUGAUUUGUUAUGGAAAACAUGCUUUUAAGUGACAUAUUAAAGGUGCCCUCUUUCCUCACUCUGUAGUCUCUUCAGCGACAGGUCAGUUAACGCUGUAUUGGGUAUCUCAGCCUUUUUUAUAAUUUUGCUUGUCUCCAGCACAAUCUUGACUUGGUGGCAUGCUGGGACCAUUGCAUGCAGAAAACGGGGAUGUCGGGAUAUAACAUGUUUUCAGACUAGUUUGAUUACAUGUGUGAUGCCACUGUAAACAGCUAAGACAAUGUGGGUGCUGCUAAUGUUCUGUGCUCUAAUAGCAGCAAGCCAUGGCAUCCAGUCUUUUCUUUUUGUAGUUUUACUAGUACGAUGGAUUUACCAAAUCAAGGCGUGAAUAUGCAAGUGUGGCAUGCUACAGAUAUGUGUCCAUCUCUCUUGUUCUUUUUUAAUCCUUGUAAUGUCAUUCAUGCGCAUUUGGCCAUUGUAUAAGGUCAUGUGCAGAAGGUUCGUUACGGUAUAGGUGGUUAGGCUAGCAGUCAUUGAUAUUGGCCUGGGGCAAGAAAGUUAAUCUGUUACACGUGUAUAAUCCAAAAUACGUAAAAACAGAUAACUACUUAGCCUGGAAAUGUUUAUCUGUUACGCUAGGGUACUAGACGAAAAUGCUAGGCCAAUGUCGCAAUGUAGCUGCAACAUUCCACUUUGGUACGUGAAAAGGCUAGGGUUUUACAAUGCGCGUGUCUUCAGUUUGUAAGAAGGGUGCUAACAGGGCGAGCUAUCAUUUGUAUUGCGUAAACAUGCAAGGGCAUUUCUCUCUAGUUGCUUGAAUACAAAUCAGGCAGCUACUUCUGGUUACAGUGAGGCGACAGAAUAAUGCACACAGAUCGAGUGAAUGAUAUUGUGCAAAAAAUAUUUAGCCAGUUGUUCAUUAAGAGCAUUCUUAUGGCUGACAGCAUGAAUUCUGCAGUGUCUGUCAGAGGUGGUGCACCUUCGUGGCUGUAUUAUUUUCUGUGUACUUCCCAGCAAUAUGUUUCAUGUCUUGGUACCGACAAAGCCGAGCACUUAUCCUCUACACAGGUUGUGUUCGUGUAUUCACUGUUUGUCAUCUGUUUUUUGUAGCAAGCUUCCCAGCUGUUCUUGAAAGAAGUGCACACAUGAGGCUGGUAAAUCUGUCAUUGCAUCACUGCGGCAUGGUGCACUUGUUGCUUUAGAUGUAGCCUUGUUGCUCUGGGACUCCCUGCACGUCCAUAUCGAGUGCCUGGUUAGUGAAAUAUUGGGAGCACCUCGUGUUUUUGGUAGUACUUGAAAUAAA
This is a messenger RNA of Rhipicephalus sanguineus (brown dog tick), 3712 nucleotides long. Its product is annotated as mitochondrial import receptor subunit TOM22 homolog. The record is from RefSeq and is a predicted model, not a curated record. The transcript has 4 exons. Gene Ontology annotation, biological process: intracellular protein transport. Gene Ontology annotation, cellular component: mitochondrial outer membrane. The coding region runs from base 203 to 691 and encodes 162 amino acids. NCBI's taxonomy places the organism in Eukaryota, Metazoa, Arthropoda, Arachnida, Ixodida, Ixodidae.